AUGCCGGUCUGGAAGUCCUUUCGCUACGGAAACGUUGUGAAGGGAAAGCUGCAUCAGAUAGAACUCGUCAAGAUGAAAGUCUAUGGAUACGUAAAAGCAGGGAUGGAAAUGCUAGAGAGGAAACAAUACGAGCAAGCACACGGACAUUUCAAAGAGGUCAUAAAAAACCAGCCGGGGAACUUUGAAGCACACUUCGGAUUCGCUCAAGCACUGUGCGGGAUGGAAGAAUUCGAGCACGCCGUCCCUCAUCUCCGGUUUAUAGCAGAGAGUAGCAGCCUGGCCACCGAAGUUCGAAGUUUGCCAGCCAAACACCCUGAUAAUCCGCUCGACUCCAGCAGCUUAAACCCCAGCUUCAUCGCCGCUCCAAGCCAGUCUCUCGCGAUCCAAUCGCUCAUCCAGUGGGGAUCGGCGCUGACAAGCCUGAGCGAGUUCUCCGACGCUGCGACUCUGUGUGAGAUUGUUCUCAGGCAUGACAAGAACAACGCUAGCGCCGAGAGCUUGAAAGAGAUGGUGCGAAAGAGACUAACUCACCAGGUAAUGGAAGCCAUGCAGACGGCUGAAUCCAAUCUCAGAGGCAAAUGGUACCAGUGCCCAGAGGGCCAUGUCUACGCUGUGGGAGAUUGCGGUCGACCAUAUGCGGAGUCGCGGUGCCCUGACUGUGGAUCGACCAUAGGUGGCCUCCAUGACUUAGCUGCAGGGAACAAGCACUGGCAUUAG
Molecule: messenger RNA, 717 nt
Organism: Selaginella moellendorffii
Lineage: Eukaryota; Viridiplantae; Streptophyta; Lycopodiopsida; Selaginellales; Selaginellaceae
Product: NFX1-type zinc finger-containing protein 1
Exons: 1
Coding region: 1-717 (238 amino acids)
Molecular function (GO): protein binding
Source: RefSeq, a predicted model, not a curated record